CAAAGACUAAAGACACGGCAUAUUUUCCGGGAAAACAGAUAAAGCAAAAAAGAAAAAGGCAGGGCAUCUUCCCAGAAAAGAGAUGAGAGUGGAAAUGUACAGUAAGAAAUACUUAGAUAUUGUGGAAUAUAGUUCAAUUACUCAAUUAGCUUUCUUUGUUUAUCCGAGGUGCCUCUCUUCCCUUGCAGGUAAUGGCCUCUUCUUCUUCUUCUUCCAUCACUCCUAAAAUAAAGUAUGAGGUUUUCCUUAGUUUCUGCGGUGUGGACACCCGGAAAAAGAUUACCAGUCAUCUAUAUGAAGCCUUUUGUCAGAAAAAAAUUAAAACUUUCAUUGAUGAUAAUCUUAUCAGAGGAGAAGAAAUUUCCCCAUCUCUCUUGAAGGCAAUUGAACAUUCAAAGAUCUCGGUUAUCAUUUUCUCUAAAGGCUACCCUGCCUCUAGAUGGUGUCUCAAAGAACUUGAAGUGAUAGUUAAAUGUAAGAACAAGUAUGAUCAGAUCGUAAUACCGGUCUUCUAUGAAGUAGAUCCAUCUGAUGUCAGGAAUCAAAGAGGAGAUUUUGGGAUUGCAUUUGGUGAGCUGGAAAAGCGUUUUAUGGAUGAUUUGAAGAUGUUGCAGAGAUGGAGGACUGCUUUGAGGGAUGCAGCCAACCUAUCUGGUUUUGAUUCAAAGAACUACAGGAAUGAAGCAUCACUUGUAAAUAAUAUUGUUGAUGAAAUUUUGAGAAGAUUGGACUACGACUCCUCAAUAAUUCACACCAAUAACCUAGUUGGAUUAGAUUCAUCAAUUGAGGAGAUUGAAAAUUUACUAUGUACAAAGGGUGUUUGCAAAAUAGGAAUUUGGGGCAUUGGGGGCAUAGGUAAGACUACUCUUGCUACUACUGUAUUCAACAAAAUCUUUGGGCAGUUUGAAGCUUCUUAUUUCAUUGAAAAUAUUAGAGAAGAAUUAGAGAAAAGUAGGGGAUUAAAUGACAUGCGCCAAAAACUCAGUCAUGCACUUUUAGGGGAUAUACAUCCCAAUAUUGGAUUCAUCUUCCCAAGAGAAAGACUUAGCCGUAAGAAAGUUCUGAUUGUGUUUGAUGAUGUGACUGCAAAUUUAAAACAAAUGGAUUUUUUAAUGAAAGUUUUUGACUACUUGAAUUCAGAAAGUCGGAUAAUCAUAACGACAAGGGAUAAGCAAGUGCUAGCAAAUUGUGGAGUGCAUCAUAUACAUGAGAUGAAAGGAUUAGCUUUUGAUAAAGCUUUUCAACUUUUUACCCAAUAUGCCUUUACAGAAAGCAACCCAGCAGAAGAUUACAUCGGGCUAUCAACAAGUGUAGUAGCAUGUGUUGAAGGUCUUCCACUAGCUCUUAAAGUUUUAGGUUCCUUUCUAUUUAAGCGAACAAAGAGAGAAUGGGAAAGUGCGCUAAAAAACUUGAAAAGUAUUAAUACUUAUGGGGAUAUUCAGAAGGUGCUAAAAGUAAGUUAUGAAGGAUUACAUGAUAGAGAAAAGGACAUAUUUUUGGAUAUUGCAUGUUUCUUUAAAGGUUAUAAAAGAGAUCUUAUAGAAGCAAUCUUAAAUGCUCGUGACUUGGACUCUCACAUUUAUAUAAAUGUUCUCAUUGAAAGGUCUCUAAUAAUUACUUCAUUUGACACUAUAACAAUGCAUGAUUUACUUGAAGAAAUGGGUAGAGCAAUUGUUCAGCAAGAAUCAAUUGAUGAUCCUGGCAAACGUAGUCGGUUGUGGGAUUAUGCGGAUAUUUUUUCAGUAUUGAAGUAUAAUACGGGAACUAGAGCAAUUCGAAGUAUACGCUUGGAUAUGUCUAAAGUAGCAGAGUUGCAUUUAAAUCACAAAGCUUUCAACAACAUGCAAAACCUACGAUUCUUGGAAUUUUAUGGGUCCGAACCUGAAAACAAGGUGUUUGAAUCUGAUUCCUCUGCAUUGUGCCAUAACAUAAGAUUACUGAAAAAACAUAGGUCCAAGGAUGAAAAGAAGGUGCAUGGUUUUGAGGUCCUUAAAUUUAAUUUCUUUGAGCUAAGGUACUUUUGCUGGGAUAAAUAUCCUGCCAAAUCAUUGCCACACAAUUUUAAUCCAAAGAACCUUGUCGCACUUUACAUGCGCUAUAGCAAAGUUAAAAAACUUUGGACUGGUAAUCAGAAACUUGUUAAUUUGAAACAUAUUGAUCUCAGUCACUCUAAGCGUCUAUGCAGAAUGCCAGAUUUUUCACUUAUCCCAAAUCUUGAGAGCUUGAUUCUGGAAGAUUGUACAAAUUUGCUUGAAAGUUUCUCAUCUAUUCAUAAUCUCCAUAAACUUAUUAUCCUGAAUCUACAAGGCUGCAAAGGCUUUGAUAAUCUUCCAAUCAGUGUUUAUUGGAAAUCUCUUCAAGAAGUUAAUCUCUCCAAUUGCUCAAAUCUCAAGACAGUUCCAUAUCUCCCUUGUACAGUUGAAAAGUUAUAUCUGAAUGGAACUUCAAUAAAAGAAUUGCUAUCAAUAGAGCAUCUAUAUAGACUAGUAAAAUUGAGUCUUAGAAAAUGCUCAAGACUUGAGAGGUUACCUGAGAGUAUUCAUGAGUUGAAAUCUCUUAAAUGUCUUUAUCUCUCGGGUUGUACCAAACUCAACAGAUUACCGAAUGACCUGGGAACUUUAACGACCUUGGAGGAACUUGAACUAGAGGAAAUUGCUUUAGCAAAUAUACCAACAUUUGUAACAAGUUUGAUCAACCUUAAGACAUUGUCUUUUGCAAAAUGUAAGAUGCAAAACCGAUCAAGUAUCCCACUCAUCCAUUUAUCAAUCUUCCAAAAGAUGACAAAGCUAAACCUGGUUGAUUGUUGCAUCGAAGUUUUACCUAACAAUAUUGGUGAAUUACUCUCAUUAGAAUAUUUAUAUCUUGAUCAAAACAAGUUUGAGAGCUUGCCUGUGAGCAUCAAAGACCUUUCUAAGUUGCAAGAGCUUUAUAUAAGAAAUUGUCAGAGGCUUAAAUCUUUGUCAGAGCUUCCAAGCAACUUACUACGUAUGGAAGCAAAGAAUUGCAUAUCUCUUGAAUCAAUAUCAGGUUUACCAACCAUAUUCCUAAGUAUGCGGGAUUCAAUGGAAGGAAUCGACUUCAUCAAUUGUUUCAAACUAAAAUUUGAUGUGACAGAUGCUCUCUUAAAUAUUGAGAGAAAUGCAGAUGUGUGGUAUCGCCUUAUAGACAACAAAACACGAGGGACAACUUCUCUUGCAAAAGCCUGCAUAUGUUACCCUGGAAGUGAAAUUCCAAAGUGGUUUGCCUUACAAAGUAAUACAUCUUUCAUAGAGUUUCUAGCUGGUUGGUUGAAUGAUAACUUAAUUGGUUUUGCUUUGUGUGUUGCUGUAUCAUUACAAGACUAUCAACAACUUAGAAUUAUCCGAGUUGGAUUUAGCCUGGCUGUUAAUGAAGAGAUCAUUUCCUCUGGCCGAUUAUUCAUAUCAGAAGGAUUGAAGGGUGAGGUUAUUGAAUCAGAUCAUGUAUUUGUAGGUUAUGAUUAUAGUAUCAUGUCCUUGCAAUUGCUUACACUUAAUUUGAAUAGCGAGGGUAGCAUUGUGUUCUUUGUUGAACAUGUAACUAAAAAUGGCAAUGUUAUAUCCUUCGUUAAUAAAUGCGGAGUGACUUUAUUGCAUGCCAAAGAUGAUGAUUUGAGAAGAGAUCUAAGAGUGGACAGAGACAAGAGAUUGAAUACUAUAAAUUGCUCUAUUAAUGACUGUUUGAAGUGCUGUCUAAAUUGUUGCGAGGAGCAUGACCAAUGGGGGAGUUUACAAGGAUCGUACGAAAUUUUAAAUAGAUGGUCUCCUCAUUCAGAAAUAUACAAGCAAUGGAUGGUACACGAACUAAUAUGUUCUGAGCUUAAGAAAUAUAUUGUGUACAAUUGAAGCUUGAAGGUUGAAAUGUUCAUACAGAAAGGAUGAUGUAUUGCUUUCAAAGGAAAUUUUCUUCAUUUCUAGGGCAGCUUGUUUUCCUAAGCUUGUUCUCCAAUCUCGGAACCUUUUUUCUAUGGUAUUCUUUAUAGAUGUUGUGGCUCCCUACAUAACAGUUUAAUGGUUUCAAGGUAAAGCUUACUUUAUGUUGCCUUAUGAACUACUCUGCUAACUUUCUGCAAUUUACAUUCGUGCUUUAUGCUCUGUAGUUCUCUAUUCCAAAAUGUUGAUGUGUCUUCUUUUCAAUGCUACUCAAUGUGCUUUCAGGUUGGCUUCAUCUCAAGUAAGCAAGCUAAUGAUAGGCUGGCAACUAGGCGUGCAGAUACAAAUUCCCUUGACUUUAAUUUUGAUGUUCUUUGGAUUUUAUUGCUUGGAAUUGGGUCAUUUUACGCACUACUAAUUAAUUAUGUGUUAAUAUGGUUAUUGCCAUGUGUUGCUGCUAUUUGAUUUUGUAGGCUAUGAAAUGAUAUUGGUUGUUGUUUAAUUCUGCUGUAAACUUGCUAUUAUUCUUUGUUGAGAAUAAUACAUUCACUGAAAAUUAAGUUU
Mangifera indica (mango) is the source of this 4454-nucleotide messenger RNA. Its product is annotated as disease resistance protein RPP2B-like. Gene Ontology annotation, molecular function: ADP binding. The transcript is spliced from 7 exons. Gene Ontology annotation, biological process: defense response; signal transduction. The record is from RefSeq and is a predicted model, not a curated record. Bases 192 to 3863 code for a protein of 1223 amino acids. Lineage: Eukaryota; Viridiplantae; Streptophyta; Magnoliopsida; Sapindales; Anacardiaceae.